CGUGAAAACAACCGAACUUCGGACACUUUCCCGAAGUUUGACAAGUGUUGUAUGUAGUUGUGAAAAUCUUCUCACUCAAAACAAGCCCGCUCGCCGCAACUUUGCAUCGCGGCUAGAUAUUUUUACAAAAAUUAAAGUGAAACUCUAAGCUCGAAACGUUGCAAAUAAGUUUAUUCUUUAGAAUAAACGAUGCAGCAGCGAGCGCAAUAGAAUUGAAGCACAAAAGUGAGCAAACGAAUCCAGCAUAGUGAAUCCCAGUUUGUUGUUUUGCACACCGCCUGCAUUGUUGUGCAUAUGAUGCCCCUCCGCGACCGGGAUUACGCACGCCAGACAACAUUUCUACUAACACAAUAAUUUUCUUGCAAGCAAAUUAUCCAAACGACUGCAAAACCAUGAGUAACAGUAACAGCGACAACGAAAAUGAGGGAGGUCUCAAUUUGGCUGGCUUCCUGUUCGGGAACGUCGACGAAAAUGGGCACCUGGAUGGGGAUUUUCUUGACGAGGAAGCAAAGCAGCAGCUGUCUUCGCUCUCCCGCAUGGGUCUGUCGUCCUUUCUCGCGGACGUUCUGCAAGAUGACGAUGCCGAGAAGCCCACUCGACGCCCGUACAGCGAUAGUGACGAUUCUUCCUCGAGCGAUGACGAUCGGCGACGCUACGACGAUGACAGUGACGGAGCGAACUACAAAAUCAAAGCCGAUUGUGCGGUGGAUUAUUCGGACAUUACCGAGCUGGCGGAAGAGUCAGCAGUUCCUCCGCCGGCGGUAAGCAAGACGGAGGAAACCGACGAAGCGAAGGAGGAGGACAAAAAGAAUAUCAAAGUAGAAGAUGAUAUCGAUGAUAUUGAAGCGGCGAUACCGUGCACACGCGUCGAUGCCCGAGGAACUUCUGAUACGACCGCCGUGAAGGAAGAAAAUGCCAGUGGCGCGGACGGUGUGGACGAUAAGGACCUUAUGCCCCCUCCGACGGCCCCGGUUAGUGCUGACGGCACUAACGGCACUACCGGCACCUCCACCACCGCCACCACCACGGACGACGCUUCGAAGGAUAAACCGAAAAAGCUAGAAACCCCGCUAGCCGCAAUGUUACCGUCCAAGUAUCAAAACGUAGACGUGCGCGAGUUCUUCCCCGACUUUCGACCGGACAAGGUGUUGCGCUUCUCGCGCCUUUUCGGGCCGGGCAAAAUUUCCAGCCUACCGCAGAUUUGGCGCAGCGUAAGGCGACGACGAAACAAAAAGUCCCAAUCAUCCUCCAGGAAACCGCGCGACGGUUCCGAUUCGACGUCGGACUCGGACGAACCGAGGCGUCGGCAGUACUUCACGCCCACCUACGCAUCGCUCCCGCCGAAGGACAUGUGGGCGUCGGAUGAAGAGUUGCGCUUUACGAGCCGCGAAGCGGACGAGGAGAAGGAAAUCAAGGAUAAAGAGUCGGACAGCAAGGGCGACUCGAAGCCGAAGGUGGCCGACUGGCGCUACGGACCGGCGCAAAAGUGGUACGACAUGUUGGAUGUGCCGGAUACGGGUGAAGAUUUCAACUACGGCUUUAAGCAAGCGGAUCCGGCAAAGCUCGAAGCACUGCCUUCGGUAACGUCCGUCACCGACAACAAAGCGUUCCCGGACGACGCGUUUCUGAUGGUGUCGCAGCUGCACUGGGAGGACGACGUGGUGUGGGACGGGAACGACAUCAAGCACAAGGUGCUGCAGAAGCUGAACUCGAAGGUGAAUGCGGCCGGCUGGUUGCCGUCGAGCGGUUCACGCACCGCCGGAGCAUUCAGUCAGCCGGGAAAGACGCUGCCAGCAUCGCCCGCCAGCACGGGCUCGAAAGGGUCGAGCGGUAGCAAGAUGAGCAAAACGCAAAUGAUCAUCAAUGCGGCCCAGAAGGCACAGGAAGAAAAUGAGGACGCCUGGUACAGCAUCUUCCCGGUGGAGAACGACGAGCUCGUGUACGACAAGUGGGAGGAUGACGUGAUUUGGGACGCGGAAGCAGUGACCAAGAUUCCGAAACCGAAGGUCCUGACGCUGGAUGCAAACGACGAGAACAUUAUUCUCUGCAUUCCGGACGAUAUCGAUCCGUCGAAGAUCGUGCGCAACACCGGACCACAGCCGAAGGUGAAGAUUCCCCAUCCGCACGUGAAGAAAUCAAAGAUCCUGCUGGGCAAAGCGGGCGUCAUUAACGUGUUGGCCGAGGACACGCCGCCACCACCGCCCAAGAGCCCCGAUCGCGAUCCGUACAACAUUUCCAACGACGUGUUCUACAUGGCCAAAUCGACGGAAGCGACGCUCAAGAUCAAGGUCGGCGGUGGCAACCUGCUGCAGCACUCGACACCGACCGUAGAGCUGCGGGCACCGUUCGUACCGACGCACAUGGGACCGAUGAAGCUGCGCAUGUUCCAUCGGCCGCCAAUGAAAAAGUACUCGUAUGGUUCGCUCGCCUCCAGCAAUCCGCAACCGGUGCUGCCGCUGCAGAAGCACAUCAAGAAGAAGGCCAAGCAGCGAGAGCUGGAGCGUAUUGCGUCGGGCGGUGGCGAUGUGUUCUUCAUGCGCACCCCGGAAGAUCUUACCGGCCGGGAUGGCGAGCUGAUCUUGAUCGAGUUUUGCGAGGAACAUCCGCCGCUGAUGAAUCAGGUCGGCAUGGCAUCGAAGAUAAAGAACUUUUACAAGCGCAAAAUGGGCAAGGAUCCCGGACCGCCCGAGUUCCGCUUCGGCGAGACGCACUACGCCCACACGUCACCCUUCCUGGGCAUUCUUCACCACGGGCAGUGCAUUCAGGCAAUCGAGAACAACAUGUACCGGGCGCCGAUCUAUCCGCACACGAUACAGGAAACAGACUUUCUCGUGAUUCGUACCCGCAACAAUUACUUCGUGCGCGAGAUGGACGCCCUGUUCACGGCCGGCCAGGAGUGCCCGCUGUACGAGGUGCCCGGACCGAACUCGAAGCGUGCUAACAACUUCGUGCGUGACUUUCUGCAGGUGUUCAUCUACCGGCUGUUCUGGAAGAGCAGGGACAAUCCGCGCAAGAUCCGGAUGGACGACAUCAAGAAAGCGUUCCCGGCGCACUCGGAGAGCAGCAUUCGCAAGCGGCUGAAGCUGUGUGCGGAUUUCAAGCGCACCGGCAUGGAUUCGAACUUUUGGGUCAUUAAGCCCGAGUUCCGGCUGCCGUCGGAGGAGGAGAUACGUGCGAUGGUCUCGCCGGAACAGUGCUGCGCGUACUUUAGCAUGAUCGCAGCCGAGCAGCGGCUGAAGGAUGCGGGCUACGGCGAGAAGUUUAUCUUCGCCCAGCAGGAGGACGAUGACGAGGAGAUGCAGCUGAAGAUGGACGAUGAGGUGAAGGUAGCUCCGUGGAAUACGACCCGCGCCUACAUACAGGCAAUGCGGGGGAAGUGUAUCCUGCAGCUGAACGGACCGGCCGACCCGACCGGCUGCGGGGAAGGGUUUUCCUACGUGCGAAUGCCCAACAAACCAACCCAACAAAACAAAGAGGAAACGGAAAGCCAACCGAAGCGUACCGUCACCGGUACGGAUGCCGAUUUGCGGCGAUUGUCGCUAAACAAUGCUAAAGCACUGCUGCGCAAGUUCCAGGUGCCGGAGGAGGAAAUCAAGAAGCUGUCCCGCUGGGAAGUUAUCGACGUCGUGCGCACGCUUUCGACCGAGAAGGCCAAGGCGGGCGAGGAAGGCAUGGACAAGUUCUCGCGUGGCAACCGGUUCUCGAUCGCCGAGCACCAGGAGCGCUACAAGGAGGAAUGCCAACGCAUCUUCGAUCUGCAGAACCGUGUGCUAGCCUCGUCCGAGGUGCUGUCCACGGACGAGGGCGAAUCGACCGCGUCGGAGGAGUCCGAUCUGGAGGAGCUGGGCAAGAAUCUGGAGAACAUGCUGGCGAACAAGAAAACGUCUACCCAGCUGUCGCUCGAGCGCGAGGAACAGGAGCGGCAAGAGCUGCUGCGAAAGAUCAUGGAAGAGCAGGGUGGUUCGGGGCAGAAGAAGAAAAAGGACGACGAAGGCAUGAAGGACGAGCAGCAGUCGAGCACGGCGAAGAUUUUGAAAAUCACGCGCACCUUCAAGAAUGCCGAGGGGCGCGAGUACACCCGCGUGGAGCUGGUGCGGCGCAGUCCCGUGAUUGAUGCGUACGUGAAAAUACGCACCACCAAGGAUGAAGCGUUUAUUCGCCAGUUUGCCACACUCGACGAAGCCCUGAAGGAGGAGAUGAAGCGCGAGAAACGACGAAUCCAGGAGCAGCUGCGGCGUAUCAAGCGAAACCAGCAAAAGAUCGGCAUGCAAAUGCAGAAUCCGCACAGUUCGGUCGGUACGCCCAUCAGCCUGGGGGAUCGGGAAACGAACACGCCGAAACCGUUUGCCAACCGCAUGCUCGACAUAUCCGGGCGCAGUCUGGACGGUUCCGGGGCGGGGCCUUCCGGUGCGGGCGCAGCAGGCACCCCGGGAGCGGGCAAGGAGCACAGCCCUUCGUCGUCGUCGCGCCGAAAGGCAAAGAUCAAGCCGGACCUGAAGCUCAAGUGUGGCGCCUGCGGUCAGGUCGGCCACAUGCGUACCAACAAAGCGUGUCCGCAGUAUUCGGGCAUUUUGGCUACGCCUUCACUAAACGUUGCCAUGACCGAGGAGCAGGAGGAGGAGAUCGAGAAGGAGCUGAACGCUGACGACGAGGGCGACCUGGUGAACGUCGACGGCACGAAGGUGAAGCUCAGCAGUAAGCUGCUGAAACGCCACGAAGACGUGAAGCGCCGAACGCUGCUGCUGAAGGUUCCGAAGGAGGCGGUCGGUAAGAAGCGCCGCCGGGUCGGGGGCGAUUCACACUGCGACUAUCUGCAGCGGCACAACAAAACCACGAAUCGCCAGCGCACCGAUCCGGUGGUGGUGUUUUCGUCCGUGCUGGAGCAGGUGCUGAACGAAUUGCGCGAUAUGCAGGACGUGCAACCGUUCCUGUUUCCGGUCAAUGCGAAGCAGGUGGUCGACUAUCACAAGAUCGUGCAGCGACCGAUGGAUCUGCAGACGAUACGCGACAAUGUGCGGCAGAAGAAGUACCAAACGCGCGACGAGUUCCUCAUGGACAUCAACCAGAUCGUAGAGAAUUCGGCUCUGUACAAUGGGGCGAAAAGUUCGCUCACGGUCGCGGCCCAGCGCCUGCUCGAGCGGUGUAAGGAAAGCAUACAGGAGCGGGAAGAGCGGCUGACGCGGCUCGAGAAAAGCAUCAAUCCACUGCUGGACGAUGAUGACCAGGUCGCACUGUCCUACAUUCUGGGCGAGUACGUCAAUGGACAGCUGAAGUCGAUGCCGGAAAGCUGGCCGUUCCUGAAACCGGUCAACAAGCGGCUGGUGAAGGAUUACUACACCAUCAUCCGCCGACCGAUGGAUCUGGAGAAGGUGUCGAAGAAGGUCGCUUCGCAUAAGUACCACUCGAGGAUCGAUUUUCUCGCCGACCUGCAUCUGAUUGCGGACAACAGCGAGCAGUACAAUGGUGCCGAGGCAAACUUUACUAAGCAGGCCCGCCAGAUGGUGGAAGCCGCCCGGCAGGCGCUGGACGCGAUGGAGCACAGCGUGGUCCAUUUGGAGAGGAACAUUGCCCUGGUGCAGGAACGGGCGCGCAAUGAGGACGAUGACAUGGACUGGGAGGACGAUGAGCAGGAGUCGAAGGGCGAUGCAGGCGGUGGUUCUCGCGACACUACGCCCGACCUGGAUGACGGCGGUAACGAUAGCAACCCCGACAGACCACCCUCUUCAACCGAUGCAUCGAAGGCAGCGCGGGCAGAGGCGAAGCGUGCUCGAGCUCGUCAACGCAAAGCCGCCAAGGACGAUGAUUUUGCCCGCCGACCGUACGGUACGGCCUAUUCCGAGUCGGCAAUGCCUUUCCCAAUCGUUCGACCGAAUGCCAUUCCUUCGUAUCACCGCCCUGGGCCGAAGCUCGGUUCGAAUGUGGGUGGAAUGGCGGGUUUUGUGGGCAACACGGAGGCACCGCGUGCAAUUUCCCGUAGCAGCAGUAGCACGGUGCCCGAGAGCUCGCAGAUGAUGCAUCCUAACGUAGCUGCUUCGGCAUACGAAAUGAACUGGAUGAAUCUGGGUGCGGACAACUAUGAUGAAAUGCCAGGACCAUCUUCCGGGUACGGUAGUUUCCCGAACCAGUACGGAAAUGAGUACGGCGGUAGCGGUGCCAUUUCGGCCGGGUUUAACGAAUCGCAGUCUUCGCUACUUCCGGAUAGCUUUGGCUAUGACGCACGAAACCAAUCCACCUUCCAACCCAUUCGGUUGGCCACUGCACAAAAACGAGCAGGUCAUCAAUAUUCAACGGAUGAUGAAGAGUUUGAGGAAGUGGGCACAAGCGAUAAUGAAGGCGUCUCUGUAACGCUGGAGCAGUCGAACACGACCUCCAGUAUGAUGCCUCCGCAAAGCGAGGACGACAGCCAGCAAGCAGCAGAGGCGAUGGUUCAGCUCAGCAGUGCACAGUACUACAACUCGGCCCAGGAUGAAUCCAUGGAGAUCGACCCCAACUACGAUCCGAGUGAUUUCUUAGGCAUGUCCAGCCGGCAGCAGACAGGUGACUCAGGACGCAACGACGCAGGCAUUCAACAAUCUUUGGAAGCAAGCUAUUCCGUGGAUCAGAACGCUCCUAGCAGCGAAUACUCUCAAGAAGCUGGCAGACAGGAAGCCAACGACCAGCAGCAGCAGCAGCAGCAAUUUCAGUAUCAACCCGACCCGACUGGUCAGUCGAUGGACAAUCCAUCCCAGCAACCUGCUGCCCUUCCGACGCUGCAAACGCUACACUCGGAUCUGGCCAUUUCCGACAGCGAUGAUGAGAAGACCAACUUGCAGAUGGAUGAGGUGCGAGACGAUAACGAUGAUAACGAUGAGGGUGGUGAUCUUUGGUUCUAAAUGCGGAUAUGUUAUGUUUAGGUGGAUAUAUAGUGAAGUACAGAAAUAAAACCUGCAAACAAAAUGCAAAAUCGACAA
Molecule: messenger RNA, 6950 nt
Organism: Anopheles gambiae (African malaria mosquito)
Lineage: Eukaryota; Metazoa; Arthropoda; Insecta; Diptera; Culicidae
Gene: Taf1
Product: transcription initiation factor TFIID subunit 1
Exons: 4
Coding region: 393-6872 (2159 amino acids)
Biological process (GO): transcription by RNA polymerase II; RNA polymerase II preinitiation complex assembly
Cellular component (GO): transcription factor TFIID complex
Molecular function (GO): histone acetyltransferase activity; TBP-class protein binding; RNA polymerase II general transcription initiation factor binding
Source: RefSeq, a predicted model, not a curated record